GUUUCUAGCACUCUUGCGUGGUCUCCAGACGGUCAAGUCCGGCCAGUUCUGCACCGACCACUCCACGACCAAACUGACAGGCAGAGCUCUAUGGAGCAAAUCACCCAGCGCUCGCACGACGCCGUCACUAGCCCCACGCGGUGGACAGUCUUCUCAAGUCACGACUGUUUCCUAUGAAGAGCACCUGCGUGCUCUACGCCAGGCCCUGAAUGUCUGGGACCCACCCAACUUGAUGUACAAGUUUGCGUGCCGCAUGGCUCUGGACGACCUUGAGCCCUUUCUGGUUGCGUGUUUUGAUGACAUACAGAAAACGGACCACGAGAUGCGGGAGCGUGCGAAAAAGGCACACAUUCAGUUCCCUUUUGGCUGGCUGUAUCGUGCUCCGCAGGCGUUUACGCAGUGUCUGGAGGAGAGACUGGCCAUCCCGCUCUGUAUACUGGCUUGCUUUGCUGUUGUAUUGAAGCGGACGUCGGACACUUGGCCCGUGGAGGGUUGGCCGGAACAUAUGAUGAGCGGCAUUCAUAAAUGGGUUCCAAGGGAAUAUGCAUAUUUACUACUUUGGCCAAUGGAGGCAUGAGAGAGAAUAGAACCCCCAAGUUGACUAUUCUGAUCCC
Messenger RNA from Colletotrichum phormii, 614 nucleotides. RefSeq lists its product as uncharacterized. The record is from RefSeq and is a predicted model, not a curated record. The transcript has a single exon. Lineage: Eukaryota; Fungi; Ascomycota; Sordariomycetes; Glomerellales; Glomerellaceae. Bases 233 to 577 code for a protein of 114 amino acids. Gene Ontology annotation, molecular function: DNA-binding transcription activator activity, RNA polymerase II-specific. Gene Ontology annotation, biological process: regulation of transcription by RNA polymerase II.